This is a messenger RNA of Gymnodraco acuticeps, 669 nucleotides long. It is a transcript of the gene calca, whose product is annotated as calcitonin/calcitonin-related polypeptide, alpha. Gene Ontology annotation, molecular function: hormone activity; calcitonin receptor binding. The transcript has 4 exons. The coding region runs from base 56 to 448 and encodes 130 amino acids. The record is from RefSeq and is a predicted model, not a curated record. Lineage: Eukaryota; Metazoa; Chordata; Actinopteri; Perciformes; Bathydraconidae. Gene Ontology annotation, cellular component: extracellular region.
GUGAGACUAUCACUGAAUUCUUCAUUACCAGCAGAUACAUUAUCUCACGGCAAUCAUGAUAAUGAUGAAACUCUGGACCCUCCUUCUUGCCUAUGCGCUAAUCAUUUGUCAGAUGUACGUCUCACAGGCAGCUCCAUCCAGAACUAGUAAGGAGUUAAUGUCAGAUGGAGUCACACUAUCGAAUGAUGAUGCCCAGAAGUUACUCCGAGCUAUCAAGGAAUUCUUGCAAAUAACUUCAGAUGACCAAGAAUACCAAUCACCUGACGGAAACAGCUUGGAUAGACCCAUGUCUAAGCGCUGCACCGGCUUAAGCACUUGUGUGCUGGGCAAACUAUCCCAGGAUAUUCAUAAACUACAAACCUAUCCACGCACCAACGUGGGAGCAGGGACGCCUGGGAAGCGAAGUCUCUCUGAGCAAUAUGAAAACUAUGGCAAUACUUACAACUAAAUCUCUCACUUUCUAGCCCACCUAUUCAUCUGAGUUAAUGUUUGCUCGUUCAUCCAGCACUAUCUGUUCACAGGACUGCUGAUGCAUGUGGAUUGUAUUUGUCUGACUGACUUCAUGGAAACGUCCUUGAUUUAUUUUUCCACUUGCAGUCAUUAGAUUUUGACAGAGACUUAACAAUUAAACUGUAUAUCCCUAUACAAUUUUAAAAAGAGCUUGAAACC